Penicillium longicatenatum is the source of this 1191-nucleotide messenger RNA. RefSeq lists its product as uncharacterized. The transcript has 4 exons. The annotation marks the transcript as partial. The record is from RefSeq and is a predicted model, not a curated record. NCBI's taxonomy places the organism in Eukaryota, Fungi, Ascomycota, Eurotiomycetes, Eurotiales, Aspergillaceae.
UCGGGUUAUUUCAACAAUGAUAUCACGGGAGUUGGAGUUGUCAUCAAUUACAUUGUCGGUGCUGGCAUCGCGGUUGUUAUCACUAUCAUAUACUAUUUCUUCGUGUACCAACCAUCGCAAGACCCAUAUGGAAGGACCGAUGAAAAUGCCCCGGCAUUUAAUGCGAACCCAGUAGAUGAGUUAUUCCUGACAUGGCUACGGCGAUGGCCGAAACGUCUCCUCACCCAUUUCAGACCUUGCUGGGGGGAAACUCGAAUCAGCAAUCGACUUGAAAGAAUAUUUGUUAAGUGUCUUUUGGCAAUGAGCGAUUUUCAGCUCGUGACAGGCUUCUCUAUCCUGAUCAGUGGAGCUUCACAGCUUCGAUGCGGCCUCACAACCCUUUAUUGGGUUUUCAUCAUGGAAUUAGCCUGGCUUUCCUGUUUCACUCACUUAGUCUGUCUGACACUUCUACGAAAAUACCUUUAUCAUCAUGCCUCAGAGCGCCUAUGGCGAUUGAUCGCGAUGGGCACUUUAGUAGUCUUUGUCGUCACUGGGUUGUUUUGCGAACUCACAUUUUACUCCAACUACAACUACGACGACUCAGAUGCCGCUAUUUGCUAUAUUGGAUUGCCUAUACUAGGUUCUCGUUUUUCAUCUGAUGCCUGGGCGGUUUUAAUAAGUGCACUGGUGAUUAUGCUUGGGUUCGUCGCUCGAGUUGUCAAAUUGCAUAGACCCAUCUCCAAUGCAUUCGACCGGACUAGGUCAUGGCUUAGUCUUCGAGGACGGAAAGUUCUGAGUUUCAUCUAUGAACAGUAUCGCGAAGAUUGCAGACCACAAACUCUUCGGCUUUCACUCUUGUAUCGACCGCUGCUCGCCGCAUUUCUGACCGCACGAUUUCUUCUCGAUACGUUGACCUCGGUCUUUUGUGAAGUGGCUUGGUUGUGUGCUGCAUUUUCGUGGGGCGUGUCAAACGUUGUGCGGACAUUUGACUCGUUAUCCCGAGAGACGAGUAAUUCUGUUGUUGAAUCAAGAAUGAGCGACUGGACAUUUGGGCAAGUCAUAUCGGUUGUGUUACUGGCCGCGCCGCUUCUAGCCAUCAUUGAGUACUUCAGUUCAGGUAAGUCUGAAGUGAGGACAACCAUUGAAUCUUUCCUAAUAGUCAAUCCAUCUUCUAUAAAUCAGACUCCGACCAAGAUGGAAAGCCAGCGAUGA